AGCAGGGAGAUUAACCUCCUUUUGGUCAAGUUCCCAGUCGAACAAUAACUUCUCGAUUUCCUACCUCUUAAGUUAUUUUUUCCUGCUGAACCAUGGAAGGUGGAAAAGGAGAAACCGCUCAGAAAAAACGCAAACACGCAGGAGACGGUGAAAAACCCAGGAGAAAGAGGAAACUCAACAAAAUGCUCGAUAAGGAAAAAGAAAGAUUGGAGAAAUUAGUCCUGGGCGAUGCAUCUUUCAUGCUGCGUAACCUGGGUCGGACUGACUGCGACUCCGGUGUGGAAGAUGACGGCACAGCUGAUUCUGACUUCUCGGAUACUCUCGCCUCACCUAGACCUCCUGCAUGGCAAGACGAGGAUGAUUUGCUGCCUCUCACUGUAGAAGAUGUUCUGCGUACUCAAGGAACAAAUGACACCCUACUUGGUUACAAACCAAGCGAUGAUUAUCAUAAGGUACUCCGUAGAAAGUUUCAGGCUGUGUUUGGAGAGCCUUCUUGGGCAAAAUUAGACCACAAGACACCACAGGAUCAAGAUGAAGACCUGGCGAUUCUCAGAACUUGUGGUAAUAUGCUGGAAAAACCGACUUACCUGAUGAAAGGUAUCUUAGAAGCGAAGCGGUUGGCUAGUUUAAACUCUGAAACGAGGAAUGAAGGGCCAAUAAUCAAGGCUGUGGAGUUCCAUCCAACUUCGAAUGUCGCCCUCGUUGCCGGGCUUUCAGGAGUUGCUUCCAUAUUUCAAGUCGAUGGACGAGGCAACAGUAAACUGGCUUCUGUGCAAUUCGACAAGUUUCCAGUGCGAUGCGCACGGUUUUCAACAGAUGGCAAUCAAUUCAUUGUCGGCUCUCAGCACCAUUCCCAUUUUUACUGUUACGAUAUGUUACAAGGCACAAGCAUAAAAAUUCCAACACAUCAUAACAUGGGCAUGUCAAAUAUGAAGAUAUUUGAGGUAUCUCCAGAUGGACGAUUGAUCGCAGUAGCCGGGAGGUUUGGACAAAUACACCUGCUUACAGCGGACUCCAAAGAAUGGAUCAGUACGCUUUCAAUGAACGGAAAUGUCGAAGCUAUCACUUUCAAUUCUGACGGUUCUAAACUUUAUUCACAUGGAGAGCUCGGUGAAAUAUACAUCUGGGAUAUGGCACGUAGAUCAUUCCAUGGGAAAUUUUUUGAUGAAGGCUGCCUCAAUGGUACAGCUAUUGCGCUGUCCCCUUGUGGAAAAUACUUAGCGACUGGAUCUUCGUCCGGUAUAGUCAAUCUUUAUGAAACCAAUUCAAUCGGUCAAAAUGAGAGUCCUAAAGCGAUCAAAGUGGUUGAAAAUUUAGUGACUCCUGUAUCGACUGUUCGUUUCAAUCCAACUUCUCAGAUUCUCGGGAUUGCAUCUGACAAAAAAGGAAAUGCGAUCAAAAUGAUCCAUUUACCAUCUGCGACAGCAUUUAACAAUUUUCCUUCCCUCAAUGCCCAACUUGGGAAAAUCCAAGCCUUUGCUUUCUCACCUUCUAGUGGUUACCUUUCAUGUGCAAAUAAUAACAGCACUGCUUUCCUAUUCAGGUUGAGACAUUUUGGCAAUUAUUGAGAUUAGAAUUCGUUCCUAAGUAAAAUAAAGCAGCCAAUCUUUUAAAACCUUAAUUAUAAUAUAAAAUGUAUUAUACCAAUAAACUUGUAUCUUUAUGUUUAUUAUUUUGUAUUGUAAUUCAUUCAAAUAAAGAACUACUAAGUUGUAAUAUUAAUGUUUA
Molecule: messenger RNA, 1728 nt
Organism: Cimex lectularius (bed bug)
Lineage: Eukaryota; Metazoa; Arthropoda; Insecta; Hemiptera; Cimicidae
Gene: wcd
Product: U3 small nucleolar RNA-associated protein 18 homolog
Exons: 9
Coding region: 93-1568 (491 amino acids)
Biological process (GO): rRNA processing
Cellular component (GO): small-subunit processome; Pwp2p-containing subcomplex of 90S preribosome
Molecular function (GO): protein binding
Source: RefSeq, a predicted model, not a curated record